Molecule: messenger RNA, 1236 nt
Organism: Moneuplotes crassus
Lineage: Eukaryota; Ciliophora; Spirotrichea; Euplotida; Euplotidae
Source: the annotation of a GenBank genome assembly
UUCAUGAUUUUUAAGUAUUAUAAGCAACCAUUAGGAUUUAAUGUAUCUCUGAAAGCUUUCUUUUUGCUAGUUUUUGCUUCUCGCUGAUGCUGUAAACUUUUCAUGCUAUCUAAAAUAUAUGCUGCUGAUUGAAAAGUUAUCUGGCGAAAUAUGAUUAUUUCCUUGAAGAAUCUGUCCAUUCCUCUUCAACCACCAAACCUUGAGUGUCUUUAUUAGUUUACCUACUACUGUGGGAUGGAAAGAUUAAGUCUGGAUAAUAUUAAGGGAUUCCUAGGCACUUAAUAGUCAUGAAAUGACGUAUCAUCCUCAUUUAGUAUGCAAAUAAAUGAAAUUGCUUAAUUUAGUGUAAUCGUAUCCCUUAAGUUCGAAAGAGUCUACCCACAACCUCUAUGUCAUUUCCAGAUAAUUAAAUUUCUCUAUGUUGCUAACCAAGCACUGAAGGACUGCUUUCGCUACAUUUGAAACGAUCAAUUUUAAUAACUGGGAUUAAAAAUUUUCGCUGAAGAAUUUUUCCGAAAUAUAACCUCCCCCUGAUUAAGCUCAUCGUCAGAAAAACUGUCGAUAUGUUGCCAAAGAUGAGCAUGGUCUCUAACUCUGUUAGAAAAUUCAACGAUUCACUUUUCACGUUGAAGGAGUACGGAAAUUUCGAAUUUAUUUCAUCUUUAUCUUCACCCGGAAUAACCAAGAAACAUUUGGGCCCUAUUUCCGAGCAUGCAGGAUUUUAUGCCCACUUCAAUAUAGUGAACAUACAAAAUUUAGAUAGUAUUCCAGGAAGAAAUUACAGCAGCUUGAUCCCUUCAGAGAGGCCUGGGAGAGACACUCAUCUAACUUAUUUUUCCGAAUCUUAAAAUUCCGUCACUAAGCUGGAAGAUGCAUGGUAAACCUUAGCAUGGUAAAAUGGUUCUGUUGCCCAGGAAAAUUAAGCCUAAUCUGGAAAUUAUUUUACACACCUUAUUUGUUCGAACUCUUCUGUCCAGAAGGAUCCCCUCGACGUGGUAGGGUAAGAGGUUGGAUAUUAUAUUCACAAAAAUUUAGGUUAAAUUCUUAUGCCUAAAAUUAUUAUUCUCAAAAGUCCAUCUACCUGACAUUCGCAUGGAAGAGAUUCAUGAGUCUGGUUAUGUUAUAGAAGAGAUCCAUUCGAGAUCUCGCCCAAGGUAGCUAAAGAUAUCUGAGUUCAUUGCUUUAAACACUCUUAAUUAUUAAGAAUUAAGUCUCCCAAUUUCUGGGACCUUGAUA